CGGGGGCGCUCCCAAACCAGAGUCAGGGCAUUAACUUUACGCACAAGUUUCCCCCAGGAGCAGGAGCACACCAGCACUGCGGGACCACAAACACAAGGCAAAAUGCCCACACAGAGAGCGUUGUUUUUAAGUCUGAUGAUUGCAUACUUGGACAUCUGCCUUGGCCAGAGGGACUGCACAGGUGUGGACUGUCCUGCUCUGCAAAACUGCAUUGAAACAGUUUUAGAGAACGGUGCCUGCUGUCCUACCUGUACUCAAAAGGGCUGCACUUGUGAAGGCUACCAGUACUACGACUGCAUCCACGCAGGCUUCCGGAAAGGGAAAGUCCCAGAGGGGGAAUCAUACUUUGUGGAUUUUGGAAGCACAGAAUGCUCCUGUCCCCAGGGAGGAGGGAAAAUAAGCUGUCAUUUUAUUCCUUGUCCUGAAAUUCCCCCCAACUGCAUUGAUAUUUUACAGCCUGCAGAUGGAUGUCCACAAUGUGGGCGAGUUGGUUGUACACAUGGCAGCAAGAAGUAUGAGGCAGGACACUCCUUCCAGAUAGACCAGUGCCAUGUUUGCCACUGUCCAAAUGAAGGUGGCAGGUUAAUGUGCUCCCCCAUUCCUGGCUGUGACCUACGCAGUGGUAACAAACCCACAUAUGUUACAACCCCUGAGGACAAUAAUCCUUUGAGAGAUGUGAGUGGCCGUCGUGACAGCCGACAGCCGAGUCCUGCAGAACCCUUUUCCAAUUUGGCACUUGGAAACACUCUACCACUGUAUAAGCAGGACCCACCCAGUUCUGGCACAGAGGAUUAUGACUACACACUGGCAGAGCCGACGACUUCCACCCUCCAAGAUCUGGCCCGACCACUGGAAUCUACUACAGUACCACCAGCUUACCCAGAGUCAAGUUCAACUUCCUUGAGCUCCCAUGAUGGCAAGAGACAUCAAUCAAGAGAGACACAAAAAAGCCAUAAUCCAGAGCGAAGUGGCAGAAGUGAGGUAUUGAAUAACAUGGAUCCAACCACUACCAACUCCCAAAGAGAAACACUGUUAACAUCUACAACCUCCCAAGGGGUGACCACAGAGAACUACAAGUCACAACAUGAAACUAGUGAAAAGACCAUUAGACAUAACAGUGACCGAAGUAGGCCGGUGCAGGACGCUUUAAAAGACACGACUUACGCUGCCCGUCCAAACAGGGGAAGCAGGAACGCCACCAAACCUCACAAACACAGUCAGGGCAGUCGCAGCGGGAAUCACAGUAGAUCUCAUUUGGUCAACCAUAAGGGGCAGGAAAAGGUUCCGAUGGAAAAUGAGCGGCCUUCCGGUAAAGAGGAGCAGAGCUUGAACCCCACAAUCCACUUCAGUCCAACCGUUAGAUCUCCAGUUAUUGUGAGGGAUGAUGGAGAGCAGCCCCGCAGACAACCCCAAACCCUGUACAACUACCAACCACAGGAUGGAGAGAGUGACACACAAGUGUCUUCUGAGGAGUUGGUGAAGACCUGCUGUGAGGCAGGGGAAAAAUGGGCUUCUACUAAUGGUCACUGCAACAGCAUGGAACCAACAACAAAAGAUGUGCACUCCAUCUGCUGGACUGCCCAACGACAGUGCUGCCUGGGGUCCCUGAGAGAACGUCAGUGUUUGGCUGGAAUUAAUGCAGCCAGAGGAGGAAAGAUGUGUGAAGAAGAUGCCAGCCCUGAUAAAUGUGGAAUCAAUUCCUUAAAGGAGUGCUGUGACUGCUGUUCCCUGGGGCUGCAGUUCCGCAAAGAAGGACUACGCUGUGAAGCCCACCAGUACCUGAGUUUCCACUGCAGACAUGUCUUUAUCACCUGCUGCGAGGGGGAGGAGGGGAGGGCCGGGGGUCAAAACGGCUGGCACAGCGUCAAAGAGAGGCCCGCUGUCAACCCGACUCCACCUCCGAAGAAAGUGUCUGACAGCCCAUUCCCUAAAGAGGCCUUCUCCCUUGGUCAGGACCGAGAAGGGGAGAACACAGUAGAGGGUCCUGUUGAGGUGGAGGACAUGGAUGAGUGCCUGAUAUACGAGGGCAGCAUCUGCCACCACAGAUGCAUCAAUACACUGGGAUCUUACCGCUGUGAAUGCUUCCCUGGAUACACGCUGCAAGAGGACGGUUUCACUUGUGCACAAGAGACUAUAGAUGUGCAGAACCAACUGGAGGAGGAUAACAGAGUGCUGGUGGAACCCACUGCACCCCUUCCACCCCCCACUGAGCCCUCUGUCCCACUCAACCCUUGUGAAGGAAACGGCCCCUGUGAACAACAGUGCACCCCAGUGGAUGGAUGGCCACAGUGCUCAUGUUCCCUGGGGUUCGCUCUGAGGACUGAUGGAGUCUCUUGUGAAGACAUAAAUGAAUGUUUGUCACCACUUGCCUGCCAGCUGAAUGAGCGCUGCACAAACACUGCAGGGAGUUACAUCUGCCAGACACUGAUCACCUGUCCCCCAGGAUACCAGAUCAACAAUGACAUUUGUGAAGAUAUCAAUGAGUGUGUGCAGGGGAGUCACAACUGUGGGCCGACCUUUGAUUGUGUAAAUACAGAGGGCUCGUUCAGGUGUAACCCGAAACCUCGCUGUUCUGUGGGCUUUAAUGUGGAUGCUCAGGGGAAUUGUGUGGACGUUGAUGAGUGCACUUUGGCCCUACCAUGCAGCCCAGGAUUUAACUGCAUCAACACAGUGGGAUCAUACAUGUGCCAGAGGAAGAUAAUUUGCAGCCGUGGCUAUCAUGCCAGCACCGAUGGAUCCAGAUGUAUUGAUGUUGAUGAGUGUGAGAGCGGUCUGCAUCGAUGUGGCGAGGGCCAGCUGUGCCACAAUCUGCCUGGUUCAUAUCGUUGUGAAUGCCAGACAGGCUAUCAGUAUGAUUCAUUCAGGAGGAUGUGUGUAGAUGUAAAUGAGUGCUGGCGCUACCCAGGUCGCCUGUGUGCCCAGACCUGUGAGAACACCCCAGGCUCCUAUGAAUGCUCAUGUACCACUGGCUUCCGCUUAUCCGGUGAUGGCAAGAACUGUGAAGACAUAAAUGAGUGCUUGUCCAACCCGUGCGGUCAGGAGUGUGCCAACAUCUAUGGCUCAUACCAGUGCUACUGCACACAGGGCUACUACCUCAGGGAGGACGGGCAUACCUGUGAAGACAUUGAUGAGUGUUCCCAGAGCCUCGGCCAUCUGUGUACCUAUAAGUGUGUGAACGUCCCUGGCAGUUAUCAGUGUGCCUGUCCUGAGUAUGGCUACACCAUGUCUCCAAAUGGACGCUCCUGCAGAGAUAUCGAUGAGUGUGCCACUGGGGCCCAUAACUGCUCUCUAGCUGAGACCUGCUAUAACAUCCAAGGAGGAUACCGCUGCCUUCACUUCAGCUGUCCGCCAAACUACCGCAAAGUGUCUGACACGCGUUGUGAGCGGAUCAGCUGUCCAAACUAUAUGGAAUGUCAAAACUCUCCCCUCAGAAUCACCUAUUACUACCUCAGCUUCCAGUCCAACAUUGUGAUCCCUGCACAGAUCUUCCGCAUCGGACCUUCCCCCGCCUACUCUGGCGAUAACGUCAUCGUCAGUAUCACCCAGGGAAAUGAGGAAAACUACUUCAGUACCCGAAAGCUAAAUGCCUACACAGGUGCUGUGUACCUACACAGGCAGGUCGAGGGUCCGAGGGACUUCCUUAUUACUGUAGAGAUGAAGCUUUGGAGACAGGGGACAUUUACCACUUUCCAGGCCAAGAUCUACGUCUUCAUCACAGCCAACUCACUCUAACAUUGGAGGGGCUUCUAUGGACAUAAACGCAGUUAUUGAAGACUUUUCGCUAUUUAACAGCAUCACAAAAUAAAUAAAUACACCACUGCCUGAGACAAUGGGUUUAGAUAGUUACCAUGCUUUUGUUUUAGUAAAGUUAUUAUUAACACAUUGUCACCAGAGUAUGGAAAUAUUCAGUUUGUUUCGUGUGAAUACCAUCCUAGUUACUGUACUUUUAUUUUCAUUUGUCACUUGAAUUGUUAUUUUACAUGUUAUUAUUUCCAUGUCUAGGAAAAAUUAUAAGGAAAUAUUUUCAAUUACAUUCUCUGUCAGAAAAAACAGCAAUAGUAUUUGAAAAAGAUUUUUAAAAAAAGCUUAACUAGAUUUAUAAAAGCAUGAAAUUUAGCUUUGUCCAGCUCUGUUUUCUGUAGUUAUAGACAUGUAUCUUAUGACACUGCAUGUCGUUUGAUUACACUGUGGUAAGAAAAGAAAAAAUGUUGCAAUUUUCUAUUGUAGUACCAGAGAAGUACAGUAGUUUCCUUUUUGGUAUUUGAAGUAUUUUGAAAAUAUUAUUUAAUGUCAUUCAAUAUUGUGUAUUUUUAUAUCCCUGUUAACAGACACAUUAUAUAUGGAUGUAUCAUAUUUUUAUGAUUCAUAAGCUUCAAAGUAUUUUACAAAAAUAUAUAAAAUAUAAGAAAUGUGGAUUUGGUGUCAUGCGUUUAACUGUUUCUAUUUAUUAGAAGGAUGGGAGUCAUUUUAUGCAGUUGGAUUUAUCUGUUCAUAAUCAUUUAUAUUUAAUUACUUUUUUAUUAUGAGCCAAACCUUGUCGUUGAUAUAAUACAGUAUAUAGUUUUUCACUUCAGUGAAGCUGUUAAACUAAAUAAUCCAUUCUUGUCAGGGCAUGUCAAACAGUUAAUAUCCAUGCCUAUUUACAUACCUGUUCACACCUUGCUUGUUAACUCGACACGAGUGUCAUCCACCAACACACGCCAAUUUGACGCACUUUAGUUUUAUUAUGGCUAAUAAAAAUGAAUACUCAUGUA
Molecule: messenger RNA, 4754 nt
Organism: Sphaeramia orbicularis (orbiculate cardinalfish)
Lineage: Eukaryota; Metazoa; Chordata; Actinopteri; Kurtiformes; Apogonidae
Product: fibulin-2-like
Exons: 17
Coding region: 103-3732 (1209 amino acids)
Cellular component (GO): extracellular region
Molecular function (GO): calcium ion binding
Source: RefSeq, a predicted model, not a curated record